AUGAACGCUGCAAGACUCUUGAGGCUUCAGCCUCUUCGGGCAGCUGGCAUGCGGCAAGCUGCCUUCCGCCAAUCCGCCCAGAAACAGACUGCCAGACCAUUCCACAACACCCGGACCAGGUUCAGGGCUAAGGAGGAUGACCAAAGUGCACACACCAUUACCCAAAGAAUCCGCAUGCUCAAGAGAAUCCCUCCGGAAUUGCUCCCUCUCGGCGUGGUCAUUGCGUACGUCUAUCCAUUCCUAGCGAGUAUGGGAAAAGCAAUUUGA
This is a messenger RNA of Fonsecaea multimorphosa CBS 102226, 267 nucleotides long. RefSeq lists its product as uncharacterized. The transcript is spliced from 3 exons. Bases 1 to 267 code for a protein of 88 amino acids. The record is from RefSeq and is a predicted model, not a curated record. Lineage: Eukaryota; Fungi; Ascomycota; Eurotiomycetes; Chaetothyriales; Herpotrichiellaceae.